AUGAAGAAGCAAAAUCCAAAGAAGAGAGGCUCAGGUCCUAAGGAAGCAAGAAGGGCAACCAAAUCAAUGAAGGAAAUCCUUUCUUCAGCAAAAGAAUCGAAGAAAACGCUGAAAGAUGGAUUACCAACGACGAUUACAUCGAGUCCUGCGAGUUCAGAGGAGGAGAAUGGAUUUUUAAGGCGCGGAAGAAAGAGGGAGGAGGAUCGGAAGAGAGAUGGGAUCAAUUGCGGCGAGACGGCAGAUGAGAAGAGGCAGCGCGUGGCUAAAGCUUAUGUAGAUAAGACCUUAGGGAGCAUUGAGAGAAGAGAAGAUGAGGAAGAGGAAAGAAGAGGAGGAAGAAAGAAGUUUGAGAAGGACGGGGAGAGAGAUUCUCGUGUGCUUAAGAAGUUGAUGCAGGCCCAGCUCGAGGAGAGUGGAUUGAGAAGAGCUAUUGCUUCUAGGGUUGAAAAGCCAGAAACUGUUGGUGGAUUCGAGGUCCUAGUGAAACAUCGGCAUUCUGUUACUGCUGUAUGUCUAGCUGAAGAUGACUUGAAGGGAUUUUCUUCUUCCAAAGAUGGCACAAUUUUGCAGUGGGAUGUAGACACUGCGAAAAGUGAAAAGUACAGAUGGCCUAAUGAAGAAACAUUGAGGCUUCAUGGGGCAAAGAAUCCAGAAGGUCAAGCUACAAAGCACAGUAAACAGGUUCUAGCAUUGGCUGUUAGCUCUGAUGGUCGGUAUUUGGCAAGUGGAGGAUUAGAUCGGCAUGUUCACAUAUGGGACACUCGGACAAGAGAACAUAUUCAGGCUUUUCCAGGUCAUAGAGGGCCUGUGUCAUGCCUAACUUUUAGGCAAGGCACUUCAGAACUUUUCUCUGGUUCCUUUGAUCGAUCAAUUAAAGUAUGGAAUGUGGAAGACAGGGCUUAUAUAAACACGUUGUUUGGUCACCAAAGUGAAGUUUUGACUGUUGAUUGCCUGCGGAAAGAACGGUUGUUGGCUACUGGACGUGAUCGGACUAUGCAGUUGUUUAAGGUCCCUGAGGAGUCGAGGUUGAUAUUUCGUGCUUCAGCAUCGUCUCUGGAAUGUUGUUGUUUUAUUGAUAAUGAUGAAUUUUUAUCUGGUUCGGAUGAUGGAAAUAUUGAGGUCUGGGGCAUGCAAAAAAAGAAGCCCGUGUACAUUGUGAGGAAUGCUCAUGCUCUCUUUACUGACAACACAAAUUUGGAGCAAAAAGAAAAUGGAAGCAUCUUUAAUGGUGAUAAAGCAUGUUCCUGGGUAAGUUCAGUCACUGUAUGUAGAGGCAGUGAUCUUGCUGCGUCAGGGGCUGGUAAUGGUUCUGUUCACUUAUGGGCUAUUGAAAGUGCUCCGGCUUGCAUUCGACCUCUGUAUGAUGUUCCAUUGGUUGGAUUUGUCAAUUCACUAGCUUUUUCCAAAUCUGGAGAGUUCCUUGUUGCUGGAGUUGGUCAGGAGCCUCGCCUAGGAAGGUGGGGGCAAAUUUCAGCUGCUCGAAAUGGAGUAGCGAUUCAUCGGUUGAAACAUUCAUAGUAUGUAGAAAAUUUUUUGACCUUCCCAGUUUUGAUCACUUAGAAGAAAGAAAUUAAAUGAGAGAGUCUGUACCUUUGUGAUUUGGUGUUGUCCAAAUUGUAUAUUUAAUGCCGGCAGCGGAUUUUGCAAUCUUGUGCGUACCAUAGAGUUGUUUUCUUGGAUUUUCUAAUCUUCAAAGGGAAUGGGAUAAAUAUGUUAAUUCAUGUGGAGAAUUUUCAUCUUUGGUGCGUACCAAGAAUCAUUGACUGCAGUUUAAUCAUUCUUGUUCUAUUGAUUUGAUUUGAAUUCAAUUCCAAUUUAAAA
Molecule: messenger RNA, 1821 nt
Organism: Jatropha curcas
Lineage: Eukaryota; Viridiplantae; Streptophyta; Magnoliopsida; Malpighiales; Euphorbiaceae
Product: U3 snoRNP-associated protein-like EMB2271
Cellular component (GO): small-subunit processome
Molecular function (GO): U3 snoRNA binding; protein binding
Source: RefSeq, a predicted model, not a curated record